ACUAGGCUGCCCCCUUCCUGUCCUGUCCUAGAAACAUAGGUCCUAAGAGUCCAUGUGGAGCUUGGAAAUAGGCAGAUUUGAAGAAGUUAAGUGUCCACUGCAAGCAAGAACUUUGCCAUCUCUUUUCUGAUCUGAAGACGGGGCUGGGGGGAAAUCAUGGAUAUCAUAGAGACAGCGAAACUUGAUGAACACAUGGAAAAUCAGACUGCUGAUCACACAAGACCCGAGGAACCUGCUGAGGAGGAAAACAAAAAUGGCUCUGGGAAAGCGAAGGGCUUACCCAAUGGGCUACGAAAAGGCACCAAAAAGUACCCAGACUACAUCCAGAUUGCUAUGCCAACUGACUCAAGGAACAAAUUCCCCUUGGAGUGGUGGAAGACGGGCAUUGCUUUUGUGUAUGCUCUGUUCAACCUCGUCUUGACCACGGUCAUGAUCACAGUUGUACAUGAGAGGGUCCCCCCGAAGGAACUCAGCCCUCCACUCCCAGACAAGUUUUUUGAUUACAUUGAUCGUGUGAAAUGGGCAUUUUCUGUAUCAGAAAUCAAUGGGAUUAUCUUAGUUGUAUUAUGGAUCACCCAGUGGCUGUUUCUAAGAUACAAGUCAAUUGUGGGACGCAGAUUCUUUUUUAUCAUUGGGACUUUAUAUCUGUAUCGUUGCAUCACCAUGUAUGUGACCACAUUGCCAGUGCCUGGGAACCACUUCCAGUGUGCACCCAAGCUCAAUGGAGACUCCCAGGCAAAAGUGCAGCGGGUCUUGCGCUUGAUUUCUGGAGGAGGCCUGUCCAUCACCGGCUCACACAUCCUGUGUGGAGACUUCCUGUUCAGCGGACACACGGUUGUGCUCACCCUGACGUACCUGUUCAUCAAAGAAUACUCCCCCCGUCACUUCUGGUGGUACCAUCUCGUGUGCUGGCUGCUGAGCGCCGCAGGCAUUGUCUGCAUCCUGGUGGCUCACGAGCACUACACCGUGGACGUCGUCAUCGCCUACUACAUUACCACAAGGCUCUUCUGGUGGUACCACUCCAUGGCCAAUGAGAAGAACUUGAAGGUCUCAUCACAGACCAACUUUUUGUCUCGAGCCUGGUGGUUCCCCAUCUUUUACUUUUUUGAGAAAAACGUCCAAGGCGCUAUUCCUUGCUGCUUCUCCUGGCCGCUCUCCUGGCCUCCUGGCUGCUUCAAAUCGUCCUGCAAAAAAUAUUCCCGGGUGCAGAAGAUGGGUGAAGAUAACGAGAAAUCUACCUGAGGAGUGAAACAAAGCAUCAGCUCUUUAGACCAAAAGAAUCAGCACUGUUACCAAAGACAUAGUUUUUUAAAUUCACAGAUAACUGAUGGAAAAUGAAGAAGUGGACCAAAUUUUAUAUCAGUGAUUGGGAGGAUGAAGUAUUAUCCUUCGAUAUCCUUUGACUGGUGGUUGGUGUUGUUUAAUUAAAAUUCAUCCUGAGCAAGAUCCUCUGGAAGCUUUUCAUUCCUGAGACAAGCCUCAAAUGGGGAUUUUAGCUGACGAGCUUGUCACUGAGACGCCAAAGAACCAGGAUCCUUCCCCUAGUCCCCUCGGAGCUCACUCUCCUCCAGAGUCGUUCUUUUUUUUAUUUUCGUCCAAGGCCAGAAGAAAUUGCAAUGUUUUAAAUAAAAUACCUGGAUAUAUAUGUAUAUAUACAGCUACCAUGUAAAUAGGAUACCCUGUUGCUUUGUGAAGUUUAGCUUCAGGCCUGUUGGCUAGGAUGAAACCCAAGAGAUGCUGAGGAGACAGCCCAAGAGAUACUGAGGUGCAGUCGGUUACUACCCUGUUUGGGGGAAGCCUGGGCCCCAAAUACACGUUGCUGCUACCGCCCAGUGCACUAGGCAUUUCUCAGUUUUUGUCUUAACUGAUAAUGUUUUCCUACAAGAGGAAGGUGAUCUCCACCACCCAGGACAUGUUUGGCACCCCACAGACUGUCCCUGCAUGCAGGGCUUUCACUGGUACCUCAGGAAGUUGACUGCAGCAAGGCAGUGCUUUGCUGGCCCUUGGGGGGCUGCCCAGCAGGUCCACUUCUGGCCCUAUGGCUGGGGACUUGCCGUGCCCACAU
Suncus etruscus (white-toothed pygmy shrew) is the source of this 2065-nucleotide messenger RNA. It is a transcript of the gene SGMS2, whose product is annotated as sphingomyelin synthase 2. Gene Ontology annotation, cellular component: Golgi membrane; endoplasmic reticulum membrane. Lineage: Eukaryota; Metazoa; Chordata; Mammalia; Eulipotyphla; Soricidae. Gene Ontology annotation, molecular function: ceramide cholinephosphotransferase activity; sphingomyelin synthase activity. The transcript is spliced from 5 exons. Gene Ontology annotation, biological process: sphingomyelin biosynthetic process; ceramide biosynthetic process. The coding region runs from base 157 to 1242 and encodes 361 amino acids. The record is from RefSeq and is a predicted model, not a curated record.